Messenger RNA from Anopheles moucheti, 4812 nucleotides. RefSeq lists its product as uncharacterized. The transcript has 12 exons. The record is from RefSeq and is a predicted model, not a curated record. The coding region runs from base 1 to 3630 and encodes 1209 amino acids. Lineage: Eukaryota; Metazoa; Arthropoda; Insecta; Diptera; Culicidae.
AUGGCUUCGAAACGUUGCACAGAUCCUGCCGGAAAUGCUCAAGGAGUUGCCCACUGGCAUUCAUUGUCGGGAAUUCGGUUACUGAUGCUUCCGUUUGUCCUCGGAUGGUGCAGCACGUUUGCUCACAGUGCGAUGGAGGAGAUGAUGAUAGCACCCAUAGAGGUAAUCGAGGAAUGGGGCUGCUACAACACCGAAAUACGGCUCACGUGUGGAAAUCUCGAGUCGAAAAUAGCGAUCCUUGAGGCACGGUUCACUCCUCGAUGCAUGGAACAGCGUACCGAGAACUGCGUCUACAUGGACGAGCACAGCAUUGCCCAUCCGUUCGCUUCGCAGAAGGUAGACAAGCUGAUCCUGGAGGAAACGGAAGCCGGAAGGCGCUUCCUGGCCACACUGCGGCGCAACCACGAACGAGAGCUGGAAGCGUCCGAUGGACCGGGAGCGCGGGAACUAACGGCGGACGGUGCGCAUCGGCGCGAGGGCACCACGAUUGUGGCCGCCCGUUCGCUGGCCAAAGACAAGCGCAGCUCACUGCGGGCUACGCUCGAGCACCUGAUAGUGCGCUAUCUUCGCCGGCUAACGAGUGACGACGAUGCCGACGGUGACGAUGGGGACGAGCCCGGUGGAUACGAAGUUGCCGCACGCUACCGAAGACAAUCGCUUCCGGCGACUGACUCCGACGGUGUGAGUACCUCGGUACCGGACGCGAGCACCGCUUCGAACCCACCGGCAACGGGAUUCUCCAACUCGAUGGAAAUUACACUGCUCACCAACGAUACCGACACGAACCUCACCGACUCGUGGGAAGAUGAACGGGAGCAGUGGGGUGAGGACCGUGCGGCCAACAACCAACAGCCACCGGACAGCUCCCUGACAGCUGGAACCGGUGCUAUGGAGCCGCGAGCGCUCGGUACGGAUGCUGCAGAAGGAUAUGGAUCCACCGGUCCGCUUGUUUCGGGGUUGAUGGGCACGAAGGAAGUGACGGGCGAUGCGAGUGUUAGUGUGGUUCGGGACGCCAGUGAUGAUCGUCCGGCUAGUGGUGAUAGUGCUACCGGUGCUAAUGGGGAUAGUGUGUUUCGCGAUAAUGGCGAUGAGGUGGAAUAUAAUCUCCCGAUCGGGAGUGUGCCAUCUGGUGCGAAGGAAGCCGACGGCCGGCUGGGUGAGUUGAGGCAGCAGAGAAAACAACAGAAACCAAAACCGACCGAACGGCACGGUGAGUGUGACAGUGUGCGGAAGCGGGUAUCGCAGCUGGAUCGUUUCGAGCUGGAGCGGUCGAUGCGAAAUGGCUCCUUCCGGGAGUACAACAUCCGGAAUGCACUCAACUACCGGUGCUCCGGGAAGAACCACUGCAGCUUCAUCUUCUCACAGGAUCACCCGUUCGCCGUCGUCUGGAAGGAAGGCACGGUGCGCAUCAAGUACAUCUGCAUGGACGACUUCCGUAUCAGCAAGUACUGCGGCGAGCAUCUGAUCGUUGGCAAUGAGGUCCACUGGGAACCGCUGGACGGUGACACCGACGAGGACUCGACCGAUGGUGACGACGAGAGCUACCAUCCUGCAUACGGUACCGGGACGGAGACGGCCGGAAGUUCGGGAACCGCCUGGCGGCAACAAACACCGAACGAACCAACGACCGAUGGUAUCGCUAAUGGAUCCGCUAAUGAUGUGCCCGGCUCCGACGAACAACCUGCCGCAGCACCGGAUCCCAACGAGGGUGGCGAAGAUUUGCGGGACGAAUCUUUGGUGACGCUCCAAGAACGCCAUUAUGCUGCCGGUGGAUCUGCCUCCCCGUAUCGUCGAUUGGUCCGGGCCGGUGCGGGUGAACCACGUGCCGAAGCGCUACAGGCGGCCACAGUUCAUUCGUUUCACAACUUGAAAAUUCUCAAACCCGUCGACGACGAUGAGGAGGAGGAGGAGGGGGCAAUGCACGAACAGCACCAGCAACAAAAGCAUCCGCAGCAGCAUCAGCACCACCAGCAGCAGCACAACGAUACGGAUAUGGAUCGCAAUCAGCAGGAGGCCGAGGUGGCAACCCGCAGUCGGAACCGCCAACGGCAGAAAGUUUUCUCCCAGGACUUUCGCGUACUGAAAAUUCUACCCUCCAAUCUGGACGUGGUGGAGGACAUCAAGCAGAUCGGCAAUGAGUACUACUUCAAGAAGGACGUCGAGGUCGUGGCCGACGAUAGGGAAAAUGAAAUUGUCGAUAGCGCGGGCGGAAGGAAGGAUCAACCGGUAGUGAACUCCACGACCACUGGUAACGGUGACACCACCAGCAAUAUGACGGAGACGCUAGACAUUGUCGUGUUGCCUGCACCAACGAAGGACAUUGAAAUUUACGACAACGAGCUCAUGCCAGAUGAAGCGGCUAGUUCACGGCCGGAUGAUGAUAUCAGUGUAAUUGGUUUGAUAACGCCACCACGAACCGUGGUCACCUCGUCGAUGACAACUGCAUCCGGCGAGGCUACGAGAUUGGCCGCUAGCAGUACACCUUUACCGCCUACCGGUGCGGUGAGCGUCGAAACGACACUCGGACAUUGGGACGUGGAUCGGCUGGAUCUUCCCGAACCGGCGGAAGACCCAGUACAGCUGUCGAGUGAAAACCGGACUAGCUUUGCCGUGGACGAAAGUACACCACCGUUCAGCUUCAACAAUCGAACAUUCCAAACAAUGCAGGAAACGGUACGGAAAGAGUUCGACGAAAGUCAGGGUCCCUACCCACCGCUCGGUGGGUAUGACGACGGCGAGGAUGAGGAUUUCGAGGAUGAAGAUGAUGGCGACGAGGAAGAUCGGGGUGAACAGUACGGCAGGAGUGGAACACGUCGAUUUAAUCCAAACGGUGGACGGCUCGGCAAGUCCCACAAAAAGCACAUGAGUGUGCAGCGGACAUUACUGAAGCAUCCUCUCCGGCAAGGGUUUCUCAUGACGCCCAGCUAUCCGAAGUAUUACAUCGGAGAUAGUACCUGCCGGUGGACACUCUACGCUGGAGUGCAUCAAAGGAUUAAGCUUACCGUGCUGGACCUAGCGUUACGCUAUGACGACGAGUGUCGAGAUUAUCUGCAAGUGGUCGAUCUUAACACGAACCAGACGCUUUUUCACAGCUGCACCGAAAGCAGCCGUCCGAUCGAGAUCGUCAGCAUACAGGAACGCCUUGAGGUUUCUGUGAGGACGACAACCAAAGUUAUCUAUCCCAAACGCGGUGUGCUAGUCCAUUAUACAGCAUUAGGCUGCGAAUUGCCAUCACCAACGCCCGGGCACAUGCGGCUGGUGCGAAGAACUGAACAUCGCGUGAAGUACGUCUGUGAUCCAUUGCACGUGUUUCCGGAUACCGGUGAAAGUGUUCGGGAGCUAAUCUGCACGGCGAAACAUACCUGGAAUCGUCCACUUCCGGCCUGCAUAGAAAAAAGAGCUACCGAAGGGAGCGGUCUUGUGUCGCAUUACGAACAGAAGCGAAGAUACAGCGAUAGUGACAACAUGUCGGAUAAGCAGGCGGACACUGUUUACGAUAUUCUCAUUCCCUCGCUCAUCAUAGCGGGACUAUUUGUUGUUAAUGGCAUCGUGUUUGCGGUCAUCAUGCGAUAUCGCAACAAGAGAAAGCAACGCCUUGAUCUAGAGAGUAAGGAACUGGCUGAACUGUAAAAGUGUUAACCAUCCGCCUCCUGUGCCCCACCCAGCUCAUCAUCUCCAUAAGCAACGCAUCCUUUCCUUAUACGAUGGGAAACCCCCCCGAAUGUGUUCAGCUGGGAGGCAUACGCAUGGAAGUUUGCAUUGUUCCGCAUGCGUGGGCGCGUGUAGUAAGCUGCUACGCGACACAGCGCAUACUCGAUGCACUCUACUAAUCAUCACAUUCAAUCUUUCCACAACAUCACGCCAUCUAUUACGAGAGUUAGGUUUCCUUCUUUUUCAUUCAGGGGGCGACAAAAAAGUUUUGGUUUUGUCCAUUGUGUUACAAAGUUUCGUUUUACGUGUUUUGAGUGCGUAUGUUGGAAGAAGCAAAAGAAUAAAGUGUAAUGUGUUUAUUUGUUACACUCUGUUCAGCAUGGCAGUGAACCUGAGCCGCAGUGAAUCGGGUGUGUUCCCUACGGAUAUGGCGCUGAACACAACGACCCUAGAAACUGGAAUUGUUGAUAAUGUGCAAAAGAAAACAUCAAUCCAUUUACGCGAUUUAGCGUAUAUGAAGCGGCAAGACAUCCCUGUGGUGUUGGUGUUUACAAAUGAUAAAUUCGUCUCAAGCUUGCAUAAGAAUACAACCAACACAUCACAGAUCAAUCCAGGAAAAGCCGAAGCCGAACAAAGAAAUGAACAAAAGCAGUUUGCUGUAGACAUUACCUUGAUAUGGCGCCGUUUAACAAUUGUGCACUAAACCAAACACACAAAAAAAUAAACCUUUUACUGCACGCUUUUACAAGCUUUUUUCCGAGACCGUUUAUACUCAUGUUAUGGAGCGCGAAAGGUAAAAGGAAAGGCAGUUUAAGGCAGCGCGGAGAGAGGCAAGCGAAAAGUUGCACAAUUCCGGACAUAAUUGUACAGAGAUAUUGGCAGUGAGCCGGCGUGGGAUAGAUGACAGAAUAGGAAUUAGCUUAAAAUGGGAUGAAUUAUUGAUUGCAGAGCAGCAGCACACCGAACAAAGAGAAGAACAAAAAAGGAGAAGCUAACCGAUGCAAGACUGUUAAUGGAUGUGGAUUUGUGAGUAGAAGCAUGAAGUAUAAGAAAAUUUAGCAUGUAUGUCGCUUUUUUGCUGACACCAAACGUGGGAUGAGGAUUAUUUGGCCACUGGAACAUGUGAAGAUUACAAAGAAACAGGUUGCUAUUGCUUGAGAA